Ramularia collo-cygni is the source of this 600-nucleotide messenger RNA. RefSeq lists its product as uncharacterized. NCBI's taxonomy places the organism in Eukaryota, Fungi, Ascomycota, Dothideomycetes, Mycosphaerellales, Mycosphaerellaceae. Bases 1 to 600 code for a protein of 199 amino acids. The transcript has a single exon. The record is from RefSeq and is a predicted model, not a curated record.
AUGCGCAGCCUUACGCAUUUCCACCGUCAAACAACCAGGAACAGUAAGAUGGCAAUUCACAAGCCAGCUCAACCACUGCCGAAUGACUUCUUCGGAGUCAAGAACGGCUAUAAGACAUCGACCCGUGGGAAUGAGCAGACCAAAGAGUAUUCACCAAGACGAUCCCAAAGGCUAGCCAAGCAGCACAGAACGCGAACACAGCUCAUGCAUACCAUGGAGUCGAGCAGCAGCAGCAGUGCGAAUUCUCUUCUGCCUGCGAGACCCAAGAUCAUUACGCUCAAGUUCAAGCAAACGAAAGCAGCCAUCAGACCGCAAACGACUCAGCCACCGCCAGCGCAGAAGCCGAAUCCAGAACCACCAGACCACACACAGCCCUCGUUUCUUGAGAAGCUGACCGAUCAAGAGUUAAAUCGUGCACUUUCUUACUACUACGAUUUUCCCCAGAAUCUUCCCUGUCGUGAGAGUGGGGCCUCUAUGAGGGCUGAUGGUCCAAUACCGGACAUUAUGAUCAAGUUUGAUGAAGGCGUCUUCUCGCGAAUAACGUGCCUUCGGCCGUUGUCUGAAGAUGAUCUGGAAAGUGUGGAUCCUUUUACCGUUUGA